Messenger RNA from Lingula anatina, 2163 nucleotides. Its product is annotated as protein CLN8. The record is from RefSeq and is a predicted model, not a curated record. Gene Ontology annotation, biological process: lipid homeostasis. Lineage: Eukaryota; Metazoa; Brachiopoda; Lingulata; Lingulida; Lingulidae. Gene Ontology annotation, cellular component: membrane; endoplasmic reticulum.
UCGUGACACUAUACGACGUACUUAUACCCUGUACAGAGACUUAAUUAAGGUGCCCCCAGUAUAACACUGUCACGUUAAUACGAGUAGCGACAGAUUACGUGUCUUGUCCUGUCCAGAAACUCGACAAGUUUAAUAAGGGGUACCACACAGAUCCGUCCAUCAUGGGGUUGGUUGAAUAUAUUCACCCCACUUUAGAGACUUUGGAUUACACUUCCCCAAGGGUACAACUGGAAAUUAUCGGCUCCUCUUUCCUGUUCUUUUUCGUGGUCUACCUCGCUUCAGCUUUCAUCGCAUCUAUGACCUGGACCUACCGCAACUUGCGCAUUAAAGAAAAGGUAUUUUGGAACUUAUCCGUGGUACGAGCCGUAUUUGGCGUGUAUUCCACGUGUGCCGGCGUCUGGGCAGUUUGGUGGGACACCGAACUCAAAGAAGACGUCGUCUUCGCCACCACCCCUACUUCGUGGUUUUCUCUUUGUCUCUGCGUUGGUUUUUUUCUCUUCGAAUGCUCGGCCAUGUUUGUCAGUGACGUCAUCUUCCGGCAAGCAAACCCGCUGUUAAACUUGCACCACUGGCUGGCGUUGCUAGGAUACGUCCUCGUGAUGGUGUACCGCAGCUCCCAUUUCUUCGGCACCGUGGGCCUCCUCCUCGAAAUGUCGACCCCCUUUUCCGCUCUCUGUUGGACGCUGCUCAAGUGUGGACUGUCUGAUACCCUCCUGUGGAAGUUGAACCAGUUUGUUCUUGUCCAUACCUUCCACUGUCGCUCCCUGCUGGAGUGCUACCUGUGGCUUCAGUCGUACCGGAACUGGGAACGGAUUUGGCAAGCGAUGCCCACGCCGAUUUUCACAGCCCUUUACGUGCAAUUAACUUUGAUCUUCUUCAUCAUGACUCCUUACUGGACUUAUAAGAAGACGGUUCAGUUGGUGAACCACAGAGACUGGAAUUUUGAGGACACGGAGACAACGAAGGAAACCAACGGUUCCCUCAAAACGGACUAAUCUUAAUAGCACUUGGAUUGAGAAACGAAGAAGGCAAAUACAUCAAUUGCGGUAAUUAAUGACUGAAAAGCAAUGUUUUGUUUGUAAUAUAACAAAAUAUGUUGUUCAGAAGUUACAAAAGCAAUUUGGUUUCAAGACUUUUUACGAUCAAUGCCAUUUUUGUUUGAGAAUAUAAAAUUUCAGAAUUAGUGAGGUGUUUGAAACAUGUGGUUAAUUACCGUAUCAAGUUUGAUGUUACCGUUAAUAAUAGCUCAUCAGAUCGGAACUCUAUUGAAAAAUAACGGGCUUCUUGCCUUUUCCUUCUCAUUUGUUUUUUUCGCUAGCAAUACUCAUCUCCAAGUGCUAAGAAAAUAUGUCAAAAUUUCUGGCACAGCCUUGAAUAGGUGAUGAAAUAGUCUAAUCUGAUAGUAAGGGUGGUGAGUCUGGUGACGCUAAAAUGAAUCCUUAAUUUCAAUAAUGCUUAGUCCUUACGUGUGAAAUUCAUUUAGAAUACAAAACUGUUAAGUUAUAAGAAAAAAAAAAGAGAGGCGUGGUGCAAUAUGUAUGUAAUUGAUAUUAUGGUGAUUAUUAUUUUUACAUGGUCUAGUAAUUUUAUUUAAAAAUUAAUAUUUUAAAACCUAUGUUUUAGCAGUUAAAGGACAGCCAAUACUCAAAAUGGAAAUUUUGAGGAGAUCAAAAUUCAAAGAUAUGUGAUCAAAUUUACGAUAUUUUUAGUAGGUUAAAAGCCAAACACGAACAAAGCUAUUGAUAACUCACUAUUUGAGUCACUCACUCUUAUCAAAACAAUGUAAUUCGGUAUAGUAGAGGCAAAGGUUGCCAAGUGAUAUAUCAUUUUACAUACACGUGCUAGUUUCAUGGAGUACUUAAAAGUAAUCAUGUGCAGGUCGCAUUAGUAAUUUAGAUUAAAAGUGAUCUCUCACUUUAAUUUAAUAUAUUCAUUCAUUUUGUAUAAGCACAAUUUUUAUUAAUUGCUUUGACCGUAAGUUUGUACAGCGAAACAAAUGAUUAUACAAUGAAGAACAAAUACUUUAAAGACUUUAUUAUUAUGUAAUGUUUGUGGAGAUGAAUAGAUGGGUAUAGACUUUUUUUCAUAUAAUUUGGAUCGUAUGAACUUUUUAUUCAAGUUAUUUCUUCUUGACAUUUUGCAUGAUUAAUAAUAAGUGAUAUG